Messenger RNA from Penicillium canariense, 243 nucleotides. RefSeq lists its product as uncharacterized. NCBI's taxonomy places the organism in Eukaryota, Fungi, Ascomycota, Eurotiomycetes, Eurotiales, Aspergillaceae. The transcript is spliced from 3 exons. The record is from RefSeq and is a predicted model, not a curated record. The coding region runs from base 1 to 243 and encodes 80 amino acids.
AUGAAGUACUUCACCGCCGUUGCUGUUGCCGUUCUUGGUCUUGCUGCUCAGCAAACCAUGGCCCUCGAAUCUGCCGAGCCUGUGCAGCGAGCCGCUCCAGUUGAGAAGCGGGAUGUUGGCUGCUAUCAGCAGGGAACCUCCAGCAAGCCCGCCAUGUGCUACACUCCUGGCUGUCCGUCCGGCACCCGCAGUGUCUUCUGGGACUUUGGUUGCCCUAGCAGCAGCUGGAAGUGCUGCAUCUAG